This is a messenger RNA of Oryzias melastigma (Indian medaka), 2418 nucleotides long. It is a transcript of the gene anxa5a, whose product is annotated as annexin A5a. Gene Ontology annotation, cellular component: cytoplasm. Gene Ontology annotation, biological process: negative regulation of coagulation. NCBI's taxonomy places the organism in Eukaryota, Metazoa, Chordata, Actinopteri, Beloniformes, Adrianichthyidae. The record is from RefSeq and is a predicted model, not a curated record. Gene Ontology annotation, molecular function: calcium ion binding; calcium-dependent phospholipid binding.
UAUUAGAUCAGGAUUUACACCAAUAACAUCUCCGGUCAGUGAACACAGAGCACAAGAGUAUUGAUUCUAAAGUAACACAAAGACUGGUGGAUGAGGUCAGUCUUUCCUAUUUCACUGGUAAUCGCUGGUCGGUAAGGCUACUCGGAAAAGGCACCUGCACCUUGACAGCUUUGUCUUGUGAGGAGGAGUUUCAGGUGGUAUUAAAGACAGCGCCUCUGUGAACCGGGGAUCAGCUGUGAGGAGAGGAGAUCACUCAGCCGUGCUGGAAGCAUUUCCACUGGAACGUCAUUGGCAAAAGAGAUGGAGCACAGAGGCAGUGUCAGACCUUAUGUCAACUUCAAUGCCAAACAUGAUGCUGAAGUCCUUCAUAAAGCUAUGAAGGGAAUAGGAACAAAUGAAGAUACCAUUCUGAUGCUUCUGAUAUCACGCAGCAAUGAUCAGCGCCAGCAAAUAAAAUCUGCAUACAAAAAAGCAUAUGGAAAGGGGGCCGGAACUGAUGAUCAAGUGCUGAUUGAGAUCCUGGCGUCAAGGUCUGGGGAACAGAUCAAAGAAAUCAUCAAAGUUUACAAGAAAGAGUUUGGUGGAAAACUGGAGAAGGACAUCUGUGGGGACACAGACGGACACUACAGAAAACUGUUGGUGAUCCUGCUGCAGGGGAGCAGAGAGGAAGGUAUAGAUGAAGAUAAUAUUGAGAACGAUGCCAAGGAGCUGUUCGCUGCUGGUGAGGGAAAGUUUGGCACAGAUGAAGAAAAAUUCAUCACGAUUCUUGGUAACAGGAGUGCAGAGCAUCUCCAAAGAGUGUUUGCUGCAUACAAGACGCUCUCUGGCUCCAACAUAGAGGACAGUAUCAAAAGUGAAACUACUGGGAAUUUGGAAAAUUUACUGCUAGCUGUUGUGAAAUGUGCCAGGAGCAUUCCUGACUUUUUUGCUGAAAGCCUUUAUAAGUCCAUGAGGAGAGCUGGAACGGAUGAUGAUACUCUGACCAGAGUAAUGGUUUCAAGGAGUGAGGUGGACUUGUUGGAUAUCAAAGCAAGCUUCAAAAAAAUGUAUGGAGCAUCUCUUUACUCCACCAUCCAGGAAGACACAAAUGGCUACUAUCAGAAGACGCUGCUGUACCUCUGUGGCGGCAAUGAUUAAUCCGAGUCUAUCGGGUGUCGAGCAGCACUGAGCGAUGAGCCACUGAGGAGCUGUGAGACCAAGCUGUAAACAUGAGACCAGAAUAUCGCUUCUCUUUCCAACUCUAGAUUGGUGUCUUUUAAAGUAUUGCACAUUAGCAAAUGUGAUUCUGAUUCUAUUUAGUGAGUCUGGAACAUCCCUUACAGCAAUUCAUUUACCUUAAAUGCACCAGUUUAAAACAUUAAACAGCUAAUUCUAAUAAUAAUUAAGUCAUUAGUUAAUGUUUAAUAAUGAAGUUUUUUCUAGCAUGUUUUUGUAGUGGUGUUUUGAGUGAACUAAUACAGCUGUGUGCAGUGUGAAAGGCAUUCUAAUAAGGUUUUCAUGCCGCAGCAAUGCUACCCUCAGUGAUCAUAGAUAAGGAGCUGACACAGACAGCUGCAGUCAGGAUACUAUCCAUGAGCUCAUGUUAAACCAACAGGCCGGUUUGUCCAGUUUAUAGGAUGACUGGUGAGCAGGAGCUGGACCAGCUGGAGGCAGAGUUUCAGAUUCUUCUCAGUGAUCAAAAAGUUCAACAUUUACAGUUAAUUUCACUAAAUGUACUCAUGAUUUAUUCAGUUUUUGUAGGACAGUUUUUUUUUUCACACUGUACUUUUCACAUGUUUUUUGUUAGUCCUUUUUCUUUUACAUGUGUUUGGAUUUAUCUUGUUUCCUCCAUCUAUUACAUUUGUACACAGAUUAAACCUUUCUGUUUGUGUGUUUCACCAGUUCUGGUUUCUAACAUCUUUGGACAAAAUAAACUAAAAAAAAUAUUGAUGUGAACUUGCUUGAAACAAGAGUUUGGAGUGAUGACUGCAGAAUCUAAGACCGGGGUGGGGGGGUGUGCAAACUACAGCCCAGGGGCCAUGUGCACCCCGUAAAACUGUUCAAUCUGACUCGCCAAACUGGAAUAAAUUCUUAAUAAUGUCUUGUUUUCCCUUUAUUUCUGGUGGAUGGUCCACUAUUAAUACAUUGAUCAAUACAAAGUUCAUAGCAUUCAUGUUUGGUUGGAAGAUUUGUUGUUUUUCAAACAUUCAUGUGUAUUUGUGGAGUCAGACAGUAAUUUUUCCGAUCACUACAUGUACACAGCAUUUCUCUGACUUUACGUAUGCCCCCGAAGGACAUCAGCCAUUUGGUGCAAAAAAAAACAUAAAAACAAAAACAUAGUUUUGAAAUUAAAACUCCAAAAUAUUCUCUUUUAAUAUAUAUAUAUUUAGUCUUCAAUCAAAAUAAAGCAUCUGUUCUUCCCAAUUAUUUGUUUCUGUU